CCUUGAUAUGGUCGUUAAAGAAGAAUGCUCCUGUAGAGUGGAGAGAAAUAAUUCUCUGAUUUUCUUUUAUCAGUUUGGUAGAGUCACUGCCUACAAGUGAUUGAGUACGGUAGAUCCGCUUGAACAACUAAGUGGAUUAUAUAUCUUGAAAAGCCAAAUAUUUUCCUACCUUCUGAAAAUUGCCUUGGCUCAUUGAGAUCAUAUGAUGUUCACUCUUUUGGCUGAGAUAUCCGUGCCAAGGGUCAGAUUUGGAUUAAAGCACACUUCAAUUGAUUGUGAUACUUAUUUGAUGCUGCUAUAAAAGCAAAUUUUCAUUUAUGCCUUAAAAAGAAGGUAUCACAUUAACCAUUGAAUCAUUCUCUCAUUUAGCCAAAGAUUCAUCUUUUGCGAGAAACAUGGACUUUGAUGAACAAUCAAAAGUGGAUAAGCUCCUAGGCAGCGGGAAAGUUGCAGAGAUUUUACUGUGGAGAGAUGAAAAGAAAUCAUUUACUUAUUUUUUCACCCUGGUUCUGCUGUAUUACUGGUUUUUCCUUUGUGGAAGGACUUUUAUCUCAUCCGCUGCGAAGCUUCUACUGCUAAUUGCGGUUAUCCUUUAUGGAUAUCACAUUCUGCCAUUGAAUAUAUUCAGUUUUACAAUUCCAAGGAUAUCUUUAUCUUCUUUUGAGAUAUCGGAAGUUGCAGCUUCGCUAUAUUUUUUCAAGCUGAUUGCGUCAUGUUUCUUGACUAUAGCGUUGGGUGUAGCACUAGUCUUAGCAUUUGCAUCAUUAUUCGUCUAUGAGCAAUACGAGGAGGAAAUUGAUGGAAUAGCAACAUUUCUUUUCAAAAGUGUGAGGAAAGCUCUGGGGUUGUUGAUGAAGAAUCUACCAAUGCCCGUGGCCUCGUUUCUUUGUAGCUCUGGAAUGUUGCAAAAGAAACGGCUUACAACCGUCAAGGAUCAGCAAUGA
Messenger RNA from Ilex paraguariensis (yerba mate), 944 nucleotides. The record is from the annotation of a GenBank genome assembly. Lineage: Eukaryota; Viridiplantae; Streptophyta; Magnoliopsida; Aquifoliales; Aquifoliaceae.